UCUUCCUCGCUCACUCUUUCACUCUGUGUAUAGUGGUCAGCAUGCAGAGCUGCGGCCAGUCAGACAGACAACAGGUGGAGAGAGGGGAGGUCUUCCCCCGGGCUGCUGCACUACUCUAGAGCUCUACUGCAAGCCGUCUGGACCCGGAGAUGAUCCUUCAGUGGCAGAUGCCAGAAGUGUGAGACAGCAACAAAUGGCUUCAACCCAAAGUGGCCUACGUAUCCAGGGCGAUGACAACCUCCAGUCCAUGUUUGUGGGCACAGUGAUGAGGAAGAUUAAGUCCCGCACCUGGAAGAAACAGCGCUACUUCAGGCUGCAGGAGGACUGCAUGACCAUCUGGUAUAAGUCCAAGAAGGCGGGCAAUGCCCACUCCACCUUCUCGGUGAGUGACGUGGAGGCGGUGCGGGAGGGUCACCAGUCGGAGGUGCUUCUGAGCAUCGCUGACGAGUUCCCUCCUGACCGCUGCUUCACCCUGGUGUUCCGUGGUCGCCGUGGCAACCUGGACUUGGUGGCCGAGUCGGCGGAGGAGGCGCAGCUGUGGAUCAGGGGAAUGCGCAAACUCAUCGAGAAUGUGGAGAACAUGGACCAGAGCGAGAAACUUGACAAAUGGAUCUGUGAUUGGUUUAAGAAAGCAGACAAGAACAAAGACGGGCGAAUGAACUUUAAGGAGGUCCAGGACUUGUUGAAGAUGAUGAAUGUGGAUAUGAAUGAGGACCAUGCUCUGAGACUCUUUAAGAUGGCUGAUAAGUCCCAGUCGGAGACGCUGGAGGACGACGAGUUCGUGCUCUUCUACAAGAUGCUGACACAGCGGGAGGACGUGCUGCGCAUCUUCCAGGACUACUCAGGCGACGGACAGAAGUUGACUCUUCGCGACCUGGAGGACUUCCUCCGCGAGGAGCAGCUCGAGACCGACGACGUGCAGCAGCGGGCCCUGGAGCUCAUCGAGCGCUACGAACCCUCCGACACCGCAAAGAACCUCCAGGCCAUGACGAUCGAUGGCUUCCUGAUGUACCUGGGCUCAGCCGAGGGCUCCAUCUUCAACCCACAGCACGAAGGUGUCUACCAGGACAUGACCCAGCCCCUGUGCCACUAUUUCAUCUCCUCCUCACACAACACCUACCUGCUGGAGGACCAGCUCAGAGGCCACAGCAGCGUGGAGGGAUACAUACGGGCUCUGAAGCGGGGCUGCCGCUGUGUGGAAGUGGACUGCUGGGACGGGCCCAACGGGGAGCCCAUCGUUUACCACGGACACACUUUCACCUCCAAGAUCCUCUUCAAGGACGUCGUCAUCGCCCUGGGCAACUAUGCCUUCAAAGUAUCUGAGUACCCGGUCAUCUUGUCCAUUGAGAACCACUGCAGUGUUGAGCAGCAGAGAAUAAUGGCCCAGCACCUCAACCAGAUCCUGGGAGACAAGCUGCUCAAGAACACGCUGGACGGCAAAGUCCCCGACAGCUUCCCGUCUCCCGAGGAUAUGAAAAAGAAGAUCCUGCUGAAGGGGAAGAAGAUCGGCGGUCUUGAGGAGAGCAUGAGUGGCCUGGUGGAGGACUCGCUGACCGGGGAGGUGAGCGACGAGGAUGAAUCUGUCGACCUCGACGACGAGAACCAGCACCACGACAGCAUCCGACGCCGCACCAAGAAGUCCAAGCAGCGCCUGUCCAAGGAGCUGUCUGACUGUGUGGUGUACUGCAAGAGUGUGCAUUUCAGCAGCUUCAAGAACUCCCGCAUCCACGACAAAUUCUAUGAGAUCUCCUCUUUCACAGAGUCCAAGGCCCGCAAGUACAUGAGAGAGGCAGGAGCUGAAUUUGUAUAUCACAAUGCAAGACAACUGUCCAGAAUCUACCCAAGCGGUCUGCGAACAGACUCCUCAAACUUUAACCCACAGGACAUGUGGAGUGUCGGUUGCCAAAUUGUUGCACUGAAUUUCCAGACAGCUGGGGUCGAGAUGGAUCUCAAUGAUGGACUUUUCAGUCAAAAUGGCCGCUGUGGCUAUGUCCUGAAACCGGAGUUCAUGAGGAGCUCUGAGAGAGGAUUCGAUCCAGAUCACCCCCAGAACCAUAAUGGAUACCAGCCCCUCAAGCUUACCAUACAGGUGAUAAGUGGUCAGCAGCUUCCAAAGGUGAAUAUCAAAGAGGGGUCUAUUGUCGACCCUUUAGUGAGGGUAGAGAUCUAUGGAGUCCCCAUGGACCAAGCCAAGCAAGAAACCAGAUACAUCGACAACAAUGGGUUUAAUCCGGUGUGGUACGACACCCUUAACUUCAUCAUCCACACCCCUGAAUUCGCUCUGGUACGCUUCGUGGUAGAGGACUACGACAAGACAUCCAAGAAUGACUUUGUAGGGCAGUACACUUUGCCUUUCUCGUGUAUUCAACAAGGGUACAGGCACAUUCAGCUGCUGUCCAAAGACGGGACCAGCAUCCAUCCCUCUUCACUGUUUGUGCAUGUCAGGAUCACCAAGCAUGUGACGCAACACUGUUAGCUCACACAGACAUGACUUCAAAUCAGUCAUCAUCAUCAUCCGCUUCAAUCAUCUUUUUCUCUAAGCAAUCAAUGACAGACAGGCCGAAAGGGUGAUAGACAGCCAGACGUAGUUCUGUGUGGUACAAAUAUUUGAGCAAUCCCCUGGUAAUGGACAUUGAGCAAUUAAUAUCUUCCAUUUCAUUAUAAACAGAGUGUAUCAAAACAUAAUUACGCCAAAAAUGUUUGUAGCUCUUUAACAACUAAGCUGUGUGGUUUUGCUUUAAAGCAAAUUCUAGUUUAAUCAUUCUUGGUAACCUGUGAUAUUUGGUGUGAACUGUGCCCUACCCACUGCAAAUAUAGAGUUUGAUCAUAAUCUUGUCUGUACUGUCCUUCCUAGACGGUUUGAGCUUUACGAGGACAAGAUAAUGUGAAUGUUGACAAGAAUAAUGCUGUAAUGAAAUGGACUAAUUACAACAAUUUUAAAAGGUGUGCAUGUACUUUGAGUAUAAUUGUGUGGAUAGUUAGGGGGCAUACUCUGAUGCCACGAAAAGCCUUUAGGGACAAUUUCAGAAUCAGCUCCUACUACACCAGCAACCUUUCACUUGUGUUUCUUUGGCAAAUGAGUCCCUGAUGACAACUAGGCAUCACACAAUCCUCUCCUGCCACCUCAUGUACCUGCAUGUUUACCUUACUAUGUGCUUUAAGGUUUAUUCAGUUUUGUUUGUCCAGAAAAUGUUAUGCUUGCCUUCUCCUCACUGCAUUACAGACCUUAAGUAUCAUAUACUUAGGACUCUUCGCAUAGGAGUUAUUUUAUAUCAAAUGUAAAAAUGAUUGCCGCUUGUUUUAAUAGUAUUAUAUUUUUAUAUUGGCCCUCUAGCUUCUAAUGUAAAUGCUCACACAAUUGUGUUUUGGUUUUUGUAGCGAUCCAUUUGGAUCUUACAUUUGUUGUGUUUGUAUAUAUGUAUGUACGUAUAUUACUGGAUCCAAAUACUGUAUUUGCUACACCCAUCUCAUAA
This is a messenger RNA of Alosa alosa (allis shad), 3473 nucleotides long. It is a transcript of the gene plcd4a, whose product is annotated as phospholipase C, delta 4a. Gene Ontology annotation, molecular function: phosphatidylinositol-4,5-bisphosphate phospholipase C activity; calcium ion binding. The coding region runs from base 194 to 2476 and encodes 760 amino acids. Gene Ontology annotation, biological process: lipid metabolic process; intracellular signal transduction. The transcript has 16 exons. Lineage: Eukaryota; Metazoa; Chordata; Actinopteri; Clupeiformes; Clupeidae. The record is from RefSeq and is a predicted model, not a curated record.